Messenger RNA from Lodderomyces jiufengensis, 1113 nucleotides. It is a transcript of the gene SDS22, whose product is annotated as type 1 protein phosphatase-activating protein. Gene Ontology annotation, molecular function: protein binding. The record is from RefSeq and is a predicted model, not a curated record. The coding region runs from base 1 to 1113 and encodes 370 amino acids. NCBI's taxonomy places the organism in Eukaryota, Fungi, Ascomycota, Pichiomycetes, Serinales, Debaryomycetaceae. The transcript has a single exon.
AUGUCUACUGAACAAGGUAAAGAUAAUAAAAUUGAUGCCCCUGAUCAAGAUACAUCAAUUGAAAAUCUUAGAUUAGUAGACGAGUCACAUACUGAAGAUGAAGAACAUGAUGAAGAAGACGAACCAGAUCAAGAGCAAGAAAAUGGAGCAAUCCAAUAUCCAGGAACAGUUUUACCAGAUAAUAAUCAACAAGAAAUUGAUGCAGACCAAAAUUUAAUUGCAGAUUUGGAUCCAAAUACUGAGUUUAUUGAUUUAGUUCACUUAAAAAUUUCAUCAUUAGAGGACUUGGAUUUAUCAAGGUUUAAAAAAUUAGAAUCAUUGUGUUUAAGACAAAAUUUAAUUACAUCAAUGGUUGGAGUUAAAGAAAUCUCAGAUACAUUAGAAGAACUAGACUUUUAUGACAACAGAAUAAAUCAUAUAUCAAGUUCAAUACAACAUUUGGUAAACUUAACAAAUCUUGAUUUAUCAUUUAACAAGAUCAAAAACAUUAAAAAUCUAGAAACAUUGAUUAAACUAACAAAUUUAUAUUUUGUUGCAAAUAAUAUCAGGGAGAUAAAGAAUUUGGAUAGUCUAACUAAUAUUACCAAUUUAGAAUUAGGUGGAAACAAAAUUGAAAAAAUUGAAAAUCUUGAUAAGUUAACACAAAUUACUCAAUUAUGGCUUGGUAAAAAUAGGAUUUAUAAAUUAGAAAAUUUAACACCAUUGAUAAAUCUUAGAGUAUUAUCAAUUCAAUCAAAUAGAAUAAGUAAAAUCGAAGGUUUGGAAAAUUGUAAAAAUUUAGAAGAACUAUAUUUAUCUCAUAAUGGUAUUACAAAAAUUGAAAAUUUAAAUGAAAAUUUAAACUUACAAGUUCUUGACUUAACGUCAAAUAAAUUAACUGAAUUAUCUGACUUAAAGCAACUAACAAAAUUAACUGAUUUUUGGUGUUCAUAUAAUCUAAUAUCAAGUUUUGAGAAUAUUGGUAAAGAAUUAGGUAAAUUACCUGAUUUAGAAUGUGUUUAUUUUGAAGGAAAUCCUGUACAAACUGAAAAUCCAAGUGCAUAUAGAAGAAAAUUGAAACUUUAUUUGGGUCCAUCUUUGAAUAAAAUAGAUGCAACUUACAUACAUUCGUGA